Molecule: messenger RNA, 588 nt
Organism: Plasmodium gonderi
Lineage: Eukaryota; Apicomplexa; Aconoidasida; Haemosporida; Plasmodiidae
Product: thioredoxin peroxidase 1
Exons: 1
Coding region: 1-588 (195 amino acids)
Biological process (GO): cell redox homeostasis; hydrogen peroxide catabolic process; cellular response to stress
Cellular component (GO): cytosol
Molecular function (GO): thioredoxin peroxidase activity
Source: RefSeq, a predicted model, not a curated record
AUGGUAACAUAUGUAGGAAGAGAAGCUCCAUUUUUCAAAGCUGAGGCAGUUUUUGGUGAUAACACAUUUGGAGAAGUAAGUUUAACAGAUUUUAUCGGAAAAAAAUAUGUACUGUUAUAUUUUUAUCCCCUUGAUUUCACUUUUGUUUGCCCAUCAGAAAUUAUAGCAUUAGAUAAAGCCUUAGAUUCAUUUCAAGAAAGAAACGUAGAAUUGUUGGGAUGUAGUGUAGAUAGCAAAUACACACACCUUGCAUGGAAAAAAACCCCACUUGCAAAAGGUGGUAUUGGUAAUAUAAAACAUACCUUAUUAUCUGAUAUCACAAAAAGCAUUUCAAGAGACUAUAAUGUUUUGUUUGAUGAUAGUGUAUCUUUAAGAGCUUUUGUUCUUAUCGAUAUGAAUGGAAUCGUCCAACAUCUUCUUGUUAAUAACUUGGCAAUAGGCCGUUCGGUUAAUGAAAUUUUGCGAAUAAUAGAUGCUAUACAGCAUCAUGAAAAACAUGGUGAUGUAUGCCCAGCAAAUUGGCAAAAGGGUAAAGCUGCCAUGAAGGCAUCAGAAGAGGGUGUUGCACAAUAUUUGUCAACAUUAUAA